Talpa occidentalis (Iberian mole) is the source of this 6584-nucleotide messenger RNA. RefSeq names its product forkhead box J2 (gene FOXJ2). Gene Ontology annotation, cellular component: nucleus. The record is from RefSeq and is a predicted model, not a curated record. The transcript has 12 exons. Lineage: Eukaryota; Metazoa; Chordata; Mammalia; Eulipotyphla; Talpidae. Gene Ontology annotation, biological process: regulation of transcription by RNA polymerase II. The coding region runs from base 1330 to 3021 and encodes 563 amino acids. Gene Ontology annotation, molecular function: RNA polymerase II cis-regulatory region sequence-specific DNA binding; DNA-binding transcription factor activity, RNA polymerase II-specific.
AGAAAGGCUGUAGAAUGCCUGUAACUCCUGGGUGGAAAUUCGUCCCUAAGCCUGGCCCUGUACCACUGGCCCAGUCCCCUGUCCUUGACAGUUUCUCAGGAAAAAUGUGGUCCUGGAGAGGAAGAAAGGCGUGUUAUGGCUCAGCCUCCUUCCUGUCUUCCAUCUAAAUAAGUUGCUUACCAGGAUUAGACUCUGAUGUGUUUCCUUUUAGAGAUGCGCCUAAUGGUUUUACCCUCUCCUUUCCUGUUUCUUGUGCAGUCCUGGGUCACUGGAAUCUUGUACAUAAGUUUUCUUUCAUAAGCUAGGAAUGAAAGUCAUCAAAACCCAGAAUCUUCCCAAAAAAUCAGAAAAGGGUGCCAGGAAAUCCUUGGAUCACUAGCUGGGUCUUGCUUUCCUGUCUUGCCAUUCAGAAACACCUUUUCGUCUGUAAGGGGGUAUUGAUACCCCAGAGUGAGGCCAAGGAGGGGGCUUUAUCCUACUUUGGUUUUUAUGUCCCCUCUCCUCUGUCCGGGCCUCUGGGUCAGCUGCCUACGACCCUAAGCGCGUCCUAGAAGCUACCUGUUGGUGGUGGUAUGUGAGCCCCGGCUAUAAUGCAGGUUGUGGUUGGGCUCUAGCAGGAUGUGCAUACUUUUCUUAAUUCAGAGGUGAGUGUGGUUCUAUCUCUGUGUUUCAAGUGGGAUGUGUGGGAGAUGGAUACAUGUGUGCUUUUCAGACAAAGCCUCCACCUUACCUAGGAUUAUAGAUUUCUGGUAGGCCUCUAAAUGCAGGUGACCUGGUGCUAGGACCAGGAGAGGGUGCUGAUGAGGAUGCCCAGCUGGGAGGAAGGGCUUGGCCUCCCCUGACCGGUGGGAGCCCUCCCGAGCAGCUGUGUGAAAGUCAUCCCAAGGAGCAGAGCAGCUCCGGCUGACUGCGAUUCUUCUUCCAGGACUAAUAAGAGAGCUUCAUUUCUGAGAUCUCUGCUCUCAAAAGCAUGAAGAUCCUUGGCACUUAAUUCUAGAACUCCCUCCCCCACUUUUCGAAAAGAGCCAACUCUGGUGUUACCAGCAAGCAGUCUGUUUUUCACAAAGCACCUUACAGAUGCUGGAAUGCAACUUGUCCAAUGGCUCUGGGUGACCUGUGUCACAGCACCUCUGUCCUGUAGUCUUCUUAGACGCCCUGUGGAUGUGAUGGAGCCUGUCCUUUGGCUGCCUUUCCCAGUUUCUCUGGGUAUUUCCUUUCAGUCUUCCAGCACGCAGAGAAGAAUGUGGCCUGACUCAGGUUCUGCCCCAGCCCAGUGGCACGAGGCCCACCUGGAGAGAGAGGUCUGGGUAACUAGAGCCCAGAAGUGCCAUGGCUUCUGACCUAGAGAGCAGCCUCACCUCCAUAGACUGGCUCCCCCAGUUGACCCUUCGGGCGACCAUUGAGAAGCUUGGGAGUGCCUCCCAGGCCGGACCUCCAGGGGGCAGCCGCAAGUGUCCACCAGGCUCACCCACAGAUCCUAAUGCCACCCUGAGCAAAGACGAGGCGGCUGUCCACCAGGAUGGCAAACCACGAUACAGCUACGCCACCCUCAUCACCUAUGCCAUCAACUCCUCUCCAGCCAAGAAGAUGACUCUCAGUGAGAUUUACCGCUGGAUCUGUGACAACUUCCCCUAUUAUAAGAAUGCCGGCAUUGGAUGGAAGAAUUCAAUUCGGCACAACCUUUCGCUCAACAAGUGUUUCCGGAAGGUGCCCAGACCUCGGGAUGACCCCGGGAAGGGCUCCUACUGGACAAUCGACACCUGCCCUGACAUUUCCCGAAAGAGAAGGCACCCUCCAGAUGAUGAUUUAUCCCAAGACUCACCAGAACAGGAAGCAAGCAAAAGCCCCCGGGGAGGUGUUCCAGGGAGUGGAGAAGCCUCACUGCCUCCAGAGGGUAAUCCUCAGAUGUCACUUCAGAACCCCACAUCCAUCACCAGCUACAGCCAGAGCACAGGAUCUGUGGAUGGUGGAGCAGUGGCUGCAGGGGCUCCAGGUCGAGAGAGUGCUGAGGGCCCUCCUCCCCUGUAUAGCACCAAUCACGACUUCAAAUUCUCCUACUCAGAGAUCAAUUUUCAGGACCUAAGCUGGUCCUUCCGCAACCUCUAUAAAUCCAUGCUGGAGAAGUCGUCUUCCUCCUCCCAGCAUGGCUUUUCGUCUCUCCUGGGGGACAUGUCACCCUCCAACAACUACUACAUGUACCAGCAGCAGCAGCCGCCACCUCAGCAGCAGCAGCCGCCAGCCCAGCCACCACCCCAGCAAUCACAGCCACAGCAGCAGCCGGCACCAGCCCAGGGCCCCUCAACUGUGGGCAGUGCUCCUCCGCUGCACACACCAAGCCCAGAUGGUUGUACCCCUCCAGGGGGUAAGCAAGCUGGGGCUGAGGGCUAUGGGCCGCCCCCUGUGAUGGCCAUGCAUCCGCCCCCACUGCAGCACGGAGGCUACCAUCCCCAUCAACACCACCCCCACUCCCACCCUGCCCAGCAGCCGCAGGGUCAGACGCCUAUCAACAGCCCUGGUUUUGCCUUCCCACCUGACUGGUGCUCCAAUAUCGACUCCUUAAAGGAAAGCUUCAAGAUGGUCAAUCGGCUCAAUUGGUCCAGCAUCGAGCAGUCACAGUUCUCAGAACUGAUGGAGAGUCUGCGGCAGGCAGAGCAGAAGAACUGGAGCCUGGACCAGCACCACAUCGCCAAUCUGUGUGACUCCCUCAACCACUUCCUAACUCAGACUGGUCAUGUGCCCCCCCAAGGGGGCUCCCACCGGCCCUCAGCCCCUGCCCGGAUUGCUGACUCCUGUGCCCUCACCAGUGGCAAACAAGAGCCAGGCAUGAACCAAGUCAACUCUUAUGGGCACCCGCAAGCCCCCCACCUCUACCCUGGCCCAUCACCAAUGUACCCGAUUCCUACGCAGGACUCAGCAGGAUACAAUCGCCCAGCACACCAUAUGGUCCCUCGGCCAUCAGUUCCACCUCCUGGCGCCAGUGAGGAGAUCCCUGAUGACUUCGACUGGGACUUGAUCACUUAGUGAGUCAUGGAGUGUGACCUCAGCCUCGGGCUGGGUGGUGAAGUCUGGCAGUGGGGAAAGAAGCCCUGGCCCUUCCCUUCCCCCCUUGCCUGUAUAUAGAUAUAUAUCCUCUUUUUUUUUCUUUCUCUGUCAGAGAAGCCACCGCAAGAUGCUGCCGAAGAUAACCCCCUCUUUUCUGCCUCAUUCUUCCUCUUCCUUCUUGUUUUUUCCUAAUUCUUUUAUUAUUAUUCUUAUUAUAUUAUUGUUAUUAUUAUUGAUUAUAUGCUGUCCCCAGUCUCCUGUCCCAACACCAUGGACCAUGUCCACCCCUUGCUAAUUUAAAACCAUCUGGCUGGAAGGUGUGGCCAUGACAGCUACAGAGAAAGGUUUCAAAUCUGAUUUGCCCUUUUGAAAAAUUCAAUGCUCACCCCACCUUCCAGCCCUCAUUGCCUUCUGUUCUUGUCAGUUCAGUGCAGGGCUGGAGAGGCCAUAUUAUGUAAGCAGAAGGCAUCGAAAACACUGUGUGGCAGCCAUGAAUUUGCAGGGUUUACUCAAUGGUGCUAACUUUGUCCUCCAAGCUCUUCCUUGUCCCUUUAUAUCUUUGUUCCUUACUUCUGCCUAUCCUCAUUCCCCAUCAAGGGCAGGAGUGAUGGGAGUGGUCAGGCGGGUAAAAAUGCAAUCCGAGUAAGAGGUGGGGGAGGGGUAAGGGUAGAAUACUGUAGAGGUACAAUGGAAUGUAAGAGAGUCAGGGAUUGAGCAUCUACUACUGUGUCAAACUCCCAUUGGCUUCUUCCUAGCCCAUUCUCUACAGGAGAGUGGGUUAGUCUUAGCCAGAACUCUGCUUCUAGAGCAACCAUCCAGCAUGGGCUCAGCUUUCUAGAGAUGGUUUCAGUUUAUCCAUGUUAGCUUUAUAGGCAUAAUUUUCUCUGGAAACGAACUGUGGCUCUUAUUUGCAUUUGCAAAUUCUCUCUCCACCCUCCUUUCCCAUUCAGCAGAUUGCUCAAUUCUUCCACCCAUGUUCUUUGCGCUUCCCAUUUUUUCUGGGGUUCUCAAGAAAGAAAAGUAAACCAUCAUCACUCAGUUUUCUCCUGUCCUAGGGCCAGAUGAGAAUCUUUCCCACCUCUAAUAGCAGCCGCAAGCCUGAGGGCAGGGAAAGGAAAGGGAGCUGCCAUAGAUAUGGGUAGGGAAUGUUUCAGUUGUCAAUUCUGUAGGCAAGUACUUCCCUGGGAGUGCCAGUCAGUGGGACUGCAACUUCUGCAAUCAGGCUUUUGAGGGGUGAAGGAAAUUAUGUGGGGAGUAAAUCAUCUAGAUGAGGGCUGAGAGAAACUCUCCCUCCUUGAAAAAGUUAUGUGGGUACCUUGUCUCCUUCAAAAGGAGUAGCUGUGAUUUAUUGCUGCAGAGUGCUUACUGGAUCUUUAAUGUUCAUGGUGAGUUGUAGUUUGGAGAGGGAAGAACAAUUCUGUUUCUGUUUCUGCUUCACUGUUCACUCUCUGGAAGUUAUUGGACAAAACACAUGGAAUGGACAAGGCCGCUCUCUCUGAUUUCUGCUUUUUGUUCAUAUUCUUUUAUUUACCCAUGAUUUCCAAGAGAUGUAGUCUUCUGCUCUCCUGCUUUUUCUCCUCAUUCCCCCCCUUUCCUGUCUUUCUGGGGGUUAUAUAUGAGACUUUUGUAAACAUGUCCAGUGAGGUGAAGUAAAGGGGCAAGAAAGGGCGGUUAACUAAAGAGCACUUUAUUUCUUUGAUGUUCUUUGUAAGCAAUGGGGGUAUGAGUGGUUUGAAUCCCCCUUUGUGUUGGAGGGCGGUUAAUGGGGUUGAAGAAUAUGUACUAUUUCCCAUUGGGGAAAGGAGAAUUUCCCUUAGAGGGUGGCAAAAUGCUUUUGCCCAGUGCCCCUAUGUUAGGCAUCUCUUUCUUAUUUUUCCAAUCCAGGUGCCUCCUACACCCAACUUCCCAUCUGUCCUCCCCAAGAUUUCCCCUUUUCAAAUGAUGACUCCUCUUUUCUAAACUCCUUUUCUACUCAUAUCCAUACAGGAUUUGCAAGAGUAGACUAAAUCAGACAUGUACAUGUCCUUUGUUUAUGACUCAUCUGUGUCUUCUGAAAACUGUUCUCAUUCAGAACCCUGGCGGGCAGCUAGGGAAACUAAAGUUUGGGCCUGGGAUUUUAGCUUCCCUCCACUUAAAAUCUGCCUUGCUAAAUGGCACAGGACAAACCUGACCCUCUUGGGCCUCAGUUUCCCUUCCCCUCCAUGAAAUGGAAAGAUACUACUUUUUCUUGUUGGUCUGGCAUUCUGGACUUAACGUAUAGUCAUUGUUGUAUGGGGUGAUGUGUGCAAAACUGUAGGAGCUCACUGCCGACAAGAGGAAAUAAGGGAGAAAGUGGAGGAGAGGGACAGAAGGGGCAAUUAUUUGGUAUAGAUCCACCCACCUCUGCCUAUCUCUCUUCAACCCCCAUGUUUCUGGUUUGGUGAGUCCUUCAUACCACCCGUAAUGCUUUGCAUUGGUGCAGGCUGGGAAGGGGGUGUACGGUCUCACAGUUGUUGUUUUUUGCAUGCUUUCUUAAUAAAAAAAAAAAAAAAGAAUGUUGUGGUUUUAGCUGUCUGGUGCUGGUCUCAAGGUUCUUUUUGCCAGGGUAAGAAGGGAGGAGUGUGAAAGUGUAUUCAAAUGACCUUCAGCCCCUCUCCCACCUCCUACCAUUCGAUUUGGUUAGUUGACCCUGAAAUUUCUUGUAAGAUUGAUAAGAAAGAAAAAUUAAGAGUAUGCCUUGAAUAUUUUUUGAAUGCUGUUGCAUCCAGUGAAAUCGUGUUGGAGAGGCUGUCAGCCCCUGCUGGAUUGUGCAUAGACUAGGGUACCUGGCUUACCUUCUGGGGUGUUUUAAAGAUUAAAGAGCCCAGUUUAGCAAGGAGUUGGGUCCCUGUCUGGGACUUCCCAUCUAUACUUAGUAGUUUCCAGAGUUUUUCAUCAGAAAUGGGGGAAUUUUGGUUGUAGGAAUUUUUCAUGGCAAAUGGAACUCUCAAAAGGAGUAUAGAAAUACCAACUAUUGAAUAUUUAUAUCUGUGCCAACAUCAUUCACUCCGAUAUCCCACAUACUAACUCCAGGAGUUUAGGACUUACACCCUGGGCCGUGGGAGAUGUGUUAGGUCUUCCAGAAGCUUGGCUUAUUGCUGCUACCCUAGCGAACCUACUGUGAGCUACCCAUUUGCUGCAUAUUUAGAGAUUAUGGUACAUUCUAGUCUCAAACAAUUAACAGGAUUCAUGAAUCUCCAUGUCGUUCAAAGAACCACAAGAAAGAAAGCUUUUAUUUAUAUCCAGUAGAUAAACAUAAAAUUAAAGGUAGCAUUGCAAAUUUUACAUGUUAUCAGACAUUAUUAUUUCACAACUGAAAGAACUUCUUGUACUUUGAAAUUCUGCUCCAUGGUACUUUAUGAAAAAUUUGUAAUCCAGAUGCUCACCUCAAUCAUUGAACAAAUUAUAGUACCUUGCAAGCCUAAGACAUCAUGAGACCGUGUUGAAGCCCCAAAAUCCUGAAAUCUUAGAGGCAUAACACAAAACUAUACAGAGGAAAAUUAGAAGGUGUCAGGGGGUGGAAU